Molecule: messenger RNA, 960 nt
Organism: Aspergillus calidoustus
Lineage: Eukaryota; Fungi; Ascomycota; Eurotiomycetes; Eurotiales; Aspergillaceae
Source: the annotation of a GenBank genome assembly
AUGGCUUUCUCAGUGCAAGGCAAAACAGCAAUCGUGAGUGGAGCAGGAUCAGGAAUCAACCUGAGCUUCGCAAAGCAGCUUCUCGAGAGCGGAUGCAAUGUCCUCAUUGCAGACUUGGGUCUCCGCCCCGAGGCCCAGGAGCUUGUCGACAAGUUUUCCAGCGGCAACCCGCGAGCUGUGUUCCUACGCACAGACGUCACCGUGUGGAAGCAGCUCGAACAGAUGUUCGUUGUUGCAGAAAAAGAGUUUGGCGAGGUCGAUAUCGUCUGUCCUGGAGCUGGUGUCUACGAGCCUCACUGGAGCAACUUCUGGCGUCCUCCCGGAUCUUCCGCAAGCCGCGACGCCCCGGACAGCGACCGCUAUGCCUUGAUAGACAUCAACCUUACGCACCCAAUCCGCACGACGCAGCUCGCAAUCUCCCACUUCCUCCGCACAGGCGACAACGCUACCCGUCGUAAAGCGAUCGUCCACAUAUCCAGUAUCGCCGGACAGAAUCCCGCACUGGCAGCACCAAUCUACGUCGCUACAAAACACGCAAUCAACGGACUAGUGCGCUCGCUCGCGCAGCUCGAUACCAAGUGCGGGAUCCGGGUCACAGCCGUAGCACCCGGUGUUAUCAAGACGCCGCUCUGGACGGAUCAUCCGGAGAAGUUGAAGAUGGUGGAUGAUAGUAAAGAUGUGUGGGUGACGCCGGAUGAGGUUGCGACAGUCAUGUUGGCGCUCGUGCAGCAGGAGCGGGUUAGUCGGAUCAUUGGAGAUGUGGAGGGAAAGGAGGGCGAGACGGUUUAUCCGGUUAGUGGUGGGACUGUGUUGGAGGUUUCUAAAACAGUGAGGUCUGUGAGCCCGUAUAACGAUCCGGGCCCAGGCUUUGUAGCCGGCAAUACAGUUUCGACGGCGCAGUCUGUCGAAGACGAGGUUUGGGAACUGCUGGGAGAGAAAGGAUGGGGAGCGAAGCUAUGA